AUGAAGUUUAUGGAACCUCUCGCCCAAGAGCUCAUGAACUGCAUUGCAGCCAAAGUGCCGGUGCAAAAUUCGGAUGCCUCGGAAGAACUCGCCAAGGCCAAGGCCAAAUUGGCCCAGCAUGGCAUUGAGAUGUCUCCUUUAAAGCGCAAAUCGGAGUCUGAGCCAAGCUCCUCUGAUCAGCAAGGCAAGAGAGCUAAGCCUCCAAUGCCCGUUGUGGAUGUUGAGUCAAAACCCCUUUCUGAUGUUGAGAAGCUCCUAGCUGAGCCAAAGAGGAUGCUGGAUUCUCGCCCCAAAGGAGCCACAGAUGACCAUGUCACUGAUUGGCUCAACACAUUCAAGACCAAGCCUGAAUUUAAAGGCAAGCAUGCCAAGCUGGUCAAGUAUGUCAAGAUCGUUCAAGAUUUGCUUAAGACUGGCACAGCCAAGGACGAGAUCGUCUCGGCAGCCGUCCGGUUUGGACUCGAUGCCAAAUUGGCAUCUCGCCUCUCUUUGAAGAACCUUUCUGCCACCAUAGCAGUGGCACAGCUCGAGGCAGCCUGA
Symbiodinium necroappetens is the source of this 540-nucleotide messenger RNA. The record is from the annotation of a GenBank genome assembly. Lineage: Eukaryota; Dinophyceae; Suessiales; Symbiodiniaceae.